Molecule: messenger RNA, 5085 nt
Organism: Perca fluviatilis (European perch)
Lineage: Eukaryota; Metazoa; Chordata; Actinopteri; Perciformes; Percidae
Gene: map7d2a
Product: MAP7 domain containing 2a
Exons: 17
Coding region: 362-3055 (897 amino acids)
Biological process (GO): microtubule cytoskeleton organization
Cellular component (GO): microtubule cytoskeleton
Source: RefSeq, a predicted model, not a curated record
AUGUGUUGAUAUCAGGGCGGGCUUACGCUGCGACGCACAGUGUGGUCGGUCGGUAUAAACUCGAUUGUGUGCGCAUCAUCAUCUCCGCUCCAGCCCCAGCAUCUCUCUCCUCCGUCCAUCCACAAAAGACUCUCCUGUCCUGCCUGUCAUCGCCUGUCCUGCCUAUCUCUCCAGCCUUCAUAAUGACCUUCUAAUUGAAUAGUGUGUGUUCUUGUUGUUGUUUUUGUCCACUGUGGCUGCGCUUAUUGCUGCUGACGUGAAGGGAAACGGAUAGGCUACCUGUGCUGCAUUGGCAUCACCGCAGUGUUUUGGGUGACAGCACGUCCAUACAUUUGGGUGUUUUGUGCCUGUGACAUCUACCAUGGCAAAAACAGUCACAUCAUCCAGUGCAAUAACAGGUGUAAAGAUGGCACCACCGUCCAUCACUUUACUUCCUGACAAGAGAUCUCCGACAAAUGGUCACAGCUCUCCAGCCCGAGCUGGAAAAACUACUCCAUCUAACACAGAGAAGAAGCCACAAAUAAAUGGACACGCAUCCCCUUCACACUUAGCAGCUAACAUCAAUAACAACCAUGCAGGUAAACAAAAUGUGGAGGGUUAUAUGAAGACGGACGACAGGAUGCGAUUAGCCAAAGAGAGACGUGAGGAGAGGGAGAAAAGCCUUGCGGCCCGAGAGCAGCUGAUCAGGGAGAAGGAGCGCAGAGCUCGGCUGCAGUACGAACGCACAGUGGAGGAACGCUGGAGGCGGCUGGAGGAGCAGAGGCAGAAAGAGGAGCUCCGCAGAAAUGCAGUGGGGGAGAAGAGGAGGCACCAGCUCGAGGAGGACAGGGAGCGACUUGAGGCCCUGAUGAAACGCUCUCUGGAGCGAAGCCUUCAGCUGGAGCAGAGGACCAAACGCUGGAGCAGAGGCUGCUCUACAGGACCAGGUGACAGUGAGAAUGUCCCACUCCCUUUCUCUGCUGCCUCCGCCUUUUCCCAUGGCAUUGCCUCCCCCCUUCCUGCUGUCAGCGAAUCUGCGCCCUGCAGCCCUCACAGGUCACCUUUCCGUGGCUCGCUGAAUCCUGCGGAUCACAACAGAUCUGGACUUCAGGGUGGCUCUCAGUCCACUCCCAAUACCCCUAAGAAAGAGCGGCUGCGCAGGGAGAGAAGAACUGCAUCCCCAGGUUGUGGAUCCCCUGUGAGAAGAUCGGAAUCCCCUGCAAGUGUCACAAGGCACUUGGCUUCCCCUACUACCUCUAAGCUGGCAUCUAAGAUGCGUGCCCAGUCUCCCAGCAAUGCACAUCAGUACCAUAACUCUCCUACAAGACAUCGUCCAAACCUGUCACCUGAUGAGAGGAAAGCAGAAGACAAGAAGGUGGAGAAACCCAGUGAACAAUCCAAAGCAGAGAAAAAGAAUACUGACAUCAACAGCACAAAUCCAUCUUCACAAGAUGAGAAGAAUGUGGUCAACACUGAAAGCAUUAAACUCAGAUCUUCUAAAGGUGAAACCUUGGAUAGGCAUUUCAAAGGUGACACAUCUGAAAAAAACCAGUCCCCUGACAGAAAGGACCACGUGUCCCCCAAAGUGGAUUCCUCAGAGAAGAAGACGCAGAGCAACGCUCAGGAUGGAGACAAGAAAAAAGAAUCAGCACCAUGCUCGUCCACAGGGAAGGUAGCAGCUGGCACAACGAAUGCAGAGGAGGCUACCAGGUUGCUGGCAGAGCGUAGGCGUCAGGCUCGGGCUCAGAAAGAAGUGGAAGAGAAAAAGCGUGAACAAGAGGAAGAAGAACGACUAAGGAAAGAGCAGCUGAGGAAGCAACUCGCACAGGAGCAGCGACAGCAGGAGGCAAAGGCUCAGCAAGUGAAGCAAAAUGGGAAAAAUGAGGAAGAUCUUCACAGGUUGAAACAAGAAGAAGACAAACAAAAGAAGGAGGAGCAGGAGCUACAGACCCAGAUGAACAAAGAGAGAGAAAAAGUCCAAGUCAAGGCUCAGGUCGACACAGCGCGUCAGCGGCAAGACAGAGAACUGCAGAAGCAACAAGAAGAAGAGGAGAGGCAACUGAGGAAAAAGAGAAUUGAAGAGAUCAUGAAGAGAACUAGGAAGGGUGAAGCUGACUUGAAGAAGGAGGAGCAGGUGGAGACGAAGCCCGUCUCACCACCAGGUGAAGUAAAGACUGUUCACACUAAUGAUCAGGUGAACGAGCAAGCAAUCCAAAAGGUUGAGUUUCAGGUUAAAGAGCAGGUCUCAGUCAACAUGAAGGAAUGUGCCGUGGUGAAGAAAGAAGCAGCAGGAGCACAGAUUGACAAUCAGAAGAGUUUGCAAGUGAAAAACAACACUUAUCAAGUGACAACAACACGCAGUGUUCCUGACAAGAGGCCGGACACCAAACGCACCACUGAAGAGCAUGGCGGCCAUCUUACCAGAGAGGGCAAAGCCUGUAUCCUCAAGCAACAGGGAAGAGAGGUGGAAAUUAAUGUAAACAAGCAGCACAGUGCACAUGUUAAAGACCAAAUAAAUAAAGAGCUGACAAAGCCAACAGCAGAUGCCAAAGUCAACCAAAGGGAAGGUGGUAUGAUGAAUGGAGCAGUAAAGGGUGAAGUAAGCGCCUUGAAGAGAAGCCAUCUAAUUGCUGAGGUAAACAAACAACAGAGCCUGCAUGUGUUGGCAGCUGCUAAAGGAGGGUCCCAGAUGGAGGUCAUUAGACCCUCGGUGGCACCCCUGCCAUUGGGACACCUUUCACCGCCAAUCAUCAAGCUGGCGCCACUAGAUGUGAAGGGUACAGGGUCUUGUGAUGAGGUGCAGUCCAUGGAGGUCAGCCCGGCUUCAAAGGAGGAACUGAUUUCCAUCCCAGAGUUCUCGCCAGUCAACGAAAUCCAGCACAGCAGUGUGAGUAACAGCCGUGCUCUUGAAGACCUGAUGGACCUGACAGGCAGCGUCACCUACCCCAAACUGUCCUCUGGGGGCAACAAAGGCGACUGCAACAAGAACCUCAUUGAGGGUGUUGUUAGUCCCAUGUCAGACUCAAAACUCAUUGGGAUGUCGCCUCCAUCCUCAAAUAAACUUAGCAUCCAGUAGUCCAUUAAUCUCUCUUUUUCUUCCUCUCUCGCUUGCCUUUUCUCUUUUCCCUCUCUCUGUUACACACACACACACACACACUCACGGGAUGUCACAUCUUUGAGUGUGUGCCCCCGUGUCACUACAUUUAUGGGAAUCGAGCCAUAGAGAUUGACUUAAAAAAAACUGUAAACCAUGACUUGCAAUAUAAAGAGAACACAUAUUAUAUUCUAAUCAAAUAGCAACUGACCAUUGAAAGUAGGCCUCUGUGUCAAAUACUCUAUCUACCAUGUCUGUGUGCGCAAGAUGAGCACGUGAAAGAGGAUCAGGGAGAGGUUUGUCUGGAUGCGCGAAAUAAUGACCAAAAUCAGGGUUUUAAAUAUUAUAGACAUUUAGAAAACAUACUAUUACUAAUGUAUGGUAAUUUUCCCUGCAUAGAUUCCUCACUGGGGUCCCAAUUCUGUCCCAGUAGUACAAGAGUAACAACAAAGCCUUCUCAGAGCAUUGAUGACUGCAUUUAUACCUCUGUCUUUCCACAUGCCCUCUUAAGCCUUUAAAUCUAAUUCAGUGUGUUGCUGGAAAAGGCAUGACUAUUUAAUUUUCCUGAUAGCCUAAUUUAAUAAUAUUUAAAAAAUGUUCAUCCCAUGUUAUUCAUGCAUGUGUUGAUUAUUGAUUCGGCUUGAAUUUAAUGGAUUUAUCUGGCAAACUAAACCAAGCAGGGCUCCUUUACUCUUCCUAUCCCAGCGUGGUCGGACCAUGGGAUUGUUAACAUUUUAUAUUUAAUUGCAAUGAGAUGAUUCCCUUUAUGUUUUUUAAAUCUUUAACUGGGACUUUCUAACUGCACGUUUAGUGAAGAGGAUGAUUCCAAAGCUGUCAUCUUGAAUGUUAUCCCACAUUGAGAAAAUCAUGGCAUCAACGCAAAUGAUGGCACAGACCUAUACUACAUGUUUUUUGCAGACUAGAGUUAAUUGCUAACUUGAACUCUACUGCGAUUAUACAGUAAUUUCAUUAAUAAAUCUGAUUUAACUGGCAAGACGCUCAUAUUUUUAAUGAUUCCAUUGAUGAGAUGGAUUUCCCGUGAUGAAAAUAGUGACAGCUGAGCAGCUUCAUGUCGUUUAAAAGGUUUUCUGUAGGUGUGCCUUAUAUGUAAAGGGUUUCCAAGGCACAGCGCUAAUAGCUGCAUUAAUCUUUUUGACAUACAGUAACGUAAAUAGAUUCUAAUCAAUAGGUAUCUGGCUGUUGAUGUGUAAGACUGAAUUGCACUGAGGCAGGAAUGUCUGCUUAACAAUCAACUUGUGAGUGUGCCCUGUAAGAUUCUGUUUUUCUUCUUCCAUAAUGUUGUACAGUGUGGUCCUGUGUAGGAAUUAUCCAGUGGGCUCCGUUAACUUCUUGAGCAAUUUAUGAAAUGAUAAUUGCAAUGUUUCAUUUUCUGUCUCUAAAUGUGAUUUCAGUAGAAAUGCCUUAUGAAUAGUCAGCGAAUUUCUGUGCAAAUCAUUUUACGGUCUUCUGGCUGUGUAACUUUUCUGUUUGCCCACUGGGGUUGUUGCGUGUGACCUGUAAUACUUGAACCUUGGUUUCAAACGCUUCAUCUCUGUCAUGCUGCAAAAAACAACUAUGCCAACAGCUUAUAUACAUUAUUAUGCCAUUUAUAAAGUGACAUUUAGAUUAUUGUUCUGCGGACAAUACAUAGCCUGAAAAGACAAAGGCUUUUUUAAUUGUCUUAUGUGAAGUAGCCAUAUAUGUACGUAACAUACAGUAUUUGAAAGUUAGGAUUUGAUGUAGGCCUAUAGUUUGCAUAUUCAAACAUUGCAGUUCCACAUUGACUAAAAUGACAUUCUUUUGCAAAGAAGAUUGAAACAACAAAUGAGUGUAAAGAAGUUAUACAGUAUAUACAAUGACUUAAAAAAAGUAUUCAAGUUUGCUAAUACCCAUAUUUCAAAACAAAUCACAGUCAGCUCAAUUCUUUAAGUUAUGUAAUUACUGUAGACAUUGUGCAUGGUUAGCAUGAUCAUAACAUUGUUAUCUGAAACAAUAAAAUCUACAACUGGGAA